UUCAUAGUCCAGCCUGUAUGACCGUCUGAAUGACCGUCCCGAUGAACUCUUGCACAGAUUAAUGUUCUCACGCGCCUCCUUUCAAGUGUGGCCCUUUAAGCUUGACCAGCUCUUCAAGGCUACCGCCUCAGUGGGGCUUUCGGCGCGUCCAGUGGCACCACUGGGACUCCCAGCCGAGCAACCGCAAGGCCUUUUGGGACUUGUUGUCCUUUCAAGCUUCUCCCAUGAUGGCGGUGACGGAGACUGAGGACUACAUGUCCCAAGAUUCCAGUACAUCAAUGGCAGAUUCAUCUAGUGAUUCAGAUAAUUUUCUUUGUGGUCGUGUACGAAGGCGGGGCCCUCUAAGAGUGACCCACAGCAGAGUCCGAAACCAUGGUGCUGAAGAAGUUACAGAGAAGAUCCAUACCUUAGCAAGCACUUUACAGGAUACCAACCGAAACCUGAGACAUGUUGACCAGAUGUUAGGACAGUACAGAGAGUACAACAAUGAACAAACUGAAGCUAUAGCAACUUUAAAGGAGACCCUGGAACAAUCCAUAGGCCAAUUAAGGAGUCAACGAUUGUCCAGAAAUUCUGGGAUGAGGAGUGCCUCUCUUUCAAGUUUGUACACAAGUGACUUGGAUGUUGAAGCAGCCACAGGGAGUCGCCAUUUUCAGCCUACAUCUCCUCUCAGGGAUUAUGGAAACUCACAGAACACUAGACGUCGCAGAUCUAGAUCUGCUAAUGUCCGGUUUGUCAAUGGGGCCGAUGAGUUGCAUUCUGUACACCAGUCCCUUCGAGACCUUAGUAGUGAACAGGUUCGUCUAGGAGAUGAUAUCAGCAGGGAGCUUUCAAGAAGAAACCGGACUGAUGCAGAAACCAAAAAGAUCUUGGCAGACUUGUCUGCAAAGCUCACGGAACCCCAAAGACAGGAAACUGUAUCAGAGCGGGUAGAGAGAAGACUUCAAGAAAUAGAACAAGAAAUGCGCACAGAAAGGCAGCUGGUAGAAAGACGGCAAGACCAACUAGGACACAUGUCUAUGCAGUUGCAGGAGGCUCUAAGGAAACGAGAAGCCAAAGCUGAUGAAAUGGAAGAACUGAUGAAAAAUAAACUUUUGAAAUCUGAAAAUGAAAAGAAUAAACUUGAGCAAGAGUUGGAGCGGUUUAGGAGGAAGUUAGAUCAAUCAGAAGGCAGUCGAGAAGCUCUUCUUCAUCAGAUGGAGGGUCUCCGUUCCCAAUUACUCAGAGCAGAAGAAGACCGCAUGGAUUUGCAGAAUCAAGUUUCACAGGUUGCCUUGCACCGCCAGAACUGUUAUGAUGAGCAAGAGGAUGACAGAAGAAGCAGAUUAGUUGUUGAAAGGUCUGAGCGGGAGAAGCAAGUGUUGGAAAAACAGAUCCUGGAGUUAAGAGCUAAACUGAAUCAUAACGUUGUCAUGUCAGAGGUAGAAGAGCUGAAGCGAUGCAUAGAGCACAAGGACAAGGAGAAAGCGCAACUUGCAAUGCAUAUAGAGAAGUUAACAUCUGACUUGGAAAACCGAGAGAAGCAGCAGGAAAGGAUGCUGGAUCAGCUGAAAGAGAUACAGAGCUGUUACAAGGCCUGUGAGAGUGAACGGAGGCAAACAGAACUCCAAACUGCUGAGCUGGCCCAACAACUUGAAGAGUCAACUAAGGAAGCAGAUCGGUGCCUUGCCAAAUUCAGGCAGUCUGAGACCCUUCGGUUAGAGACUGAUAAGAAGAAAGAAGAGUUGAAAGUGAAAGCUCAGGAAUCCAUUCGACACUGGAAGCUGAAAUAUAAGAAAUUGGAACGUGAUAUGGUGAAACAGAAUGAAACCAUCAAUCAGCUGAUGGAGAACAGCAAUCAGAUCCUUAAAGAAAAGGAUGAUCUAAAAGGUCAACUUCUUUCUGCUAUACACCAAAUAGAAAACCUUCAGAAGGAGCUGAACAAUGUGCUUACAAAGAGGGCCCAGCAAGAAGAGGAACUUCGAUGUAAAGAGGUGAAACUCAAUGAAACCAAGUCUCAACAGAUAGUUCUUGAGGAAGAGAUCAGGGAAAUGCAAGGCACAGCACAGAAACUGGAGAGUGAGUUGCAGAAGCAGAUCCUACUACAGAACCAGAUGAAGAAUGAAAAAGAACGUUUAGAGGAAGAGCUUGAGACAGCUAACAUGAUCAAUGAAAAAGACCAGGAAAGAUUCUUAGAGAUGCAAGUAGAUAUAAAAAAUUUAAGUGCUAUUCGAGCAGAACUGACAAACAAAAUAGCAGAGGAAGAGAAAGCCAAGAAAGAGAUUCUCAAGAACUUUUCAGACCUCCAAAAACACCAGGAGUCUAAGCAAGAAGAGAUGACAACAACAAGCUGGCAGCUGAAGAUGGAGAGAGAUGUUCACAAGCAGGAGCUGUCAGAUCUUAGAUCAGAGUUGCAGAAUGUGAAAACUAAGCACGAGAGAAAUGUUCAAGAGCUAAUGAAGCUCUUUAGACAAGAAAAGGAUGAGGCAGAGAAUCACAUUAGGAGGCUGAAGACAGAACUUGUAGAAGAGAAAAAUUUAGUGAAAGCUCAGCGUCGAAAGGUGGAAAAGAUGAAAACUGACUGUGAUAAGCUGGUAGAGGAACUAACCCAAAGUGAAGAGGAGAACACAAAACUUAGACGAAAAUAUGAACUUGUGAAACAGGAACUGGAGGAAAAGGAUAAACAGAUAAACAAUGGAGAAGAUCAUUUGAGGAGGAUGGAGGAGGCCAGAUUACAGCUUAGAGAUCAGCUGCAUUGUAUAGAGAUGGAACAAGAAUCCAUUCUCACCAUGAUAGGAAGUGAAAUUGAUGCAGCUUGUGAAAUCCUCUCCAGGGAUUCUGUGGAGAAAUUCAAAGCAAUAUCACUUACACCUGGUUUACAUAAUGACCCUCAUCGCUGGUUAGCAGAAACAAAGACUAAACUUCAGUGGAUGUGUGAAGAGGUAAAAGAAAGAGAAAACAAGGAAAGGAAACUGCGGCGCCAACUAUUGCAGAGUCGAGAACAGCUUAAGCACUUGACACUGAGCAAAGAGUGUGAACGUCAAUCUCUCUUUGAACAAAUAAAGAAACAAGAACAAGUCCUAGAGGAAGUUAACAGAGAAAAGAGAGAUCUACUGGAGAGGACUUUCAGGAGAGAAGAAGAAAUGGAAGUUCUACAGGAACGUAUCAUGUCCUUAGAAACUAGUACUCGAGUGGCCUUGGACCAUUUAGAGUCUGUUCCUGAGAAGCUGAGCCUUUUGGAAGAUUUCAAAGAAUUUGGAGAAUCUCAUCAUCAAAGGGAGAUAAUUGAAGAGAGAUACACCAAAUACAAGGAAAUUGUGGGCUCUCUACAGCAGCAGCUGGAGGAUUCAAAGCACAGAAUCAAAAACUUCAAAGAUGAGAAAAUGGAUGCUCCUGUUUCCAACAUACAAGCAGCAGCUCUCUCCUCUAACUGGCGGACUAAAACCAACUUUAUGUCCAGCUCACUGCUUUCAGAUUCAGGCUCAUUUAUGAGAAGAACUGUUCCUUUUGAUUUAAAUAGAAGCAAGGAAGAUCCCAUUAGUAUGACUGUCAAUGAAGUGAAGUCUCAAGCAGAAAAAGAGAAGCACUGGAGCAGCUAAAAAAAAUGCAAAACCACAACAACUUUCUUUGCUGUUCUGCUCCAUUAUUUUAAAACAAUAAUUCUGACUGCAAUCAAGCACAGCUGCAUUUACAUGAGUGAUGCAGCAUCAGUAACUCAUCAAUUGCCAAACAUUGACUGGAAGUUCAUCAUAUUUCAGGGCAGUGAGGCUAUUUAAACCUGAAGAUUAUGGUAUGUACCACAUCUGCCAAGAGACUUCAUGGCACAGAGCUUUGUCCUAUUUGCAUUUCAUUCUAUGGUUCCCCUGACUAAAGUUCAUUCCCAUUUACAGCAUACAUGGAUUCUAAAGAUUAUAACUGAAGAACUAGUACACAAACUUUUAUCACAAGCAAAAUUACAAGUAUAAGGAAAUUUGGUUGAUGCUUAAAUUUAGGUGUCAACCUUGAAACAAUUACUAGAAAUUGCUUUUGGCGUAAUAUUUAAGAGGCUUUAUAAUAUAGCAAAAAGUAUCCAUGAUUUUAGAAAUGUCCAUUUAUAAUGUGACAGGUCAUUAACUGUUAGAAAAUGAUCCAAUGAGCAAAGUUUAAAAUUGGAAAUACAUUUUUCUUCAAAGUUGGAGGGAAUUUCAAUCAUAGUUUGGUGCAGCCUCUCUCUACUGUCGAGUAUUGAGAAUUAUUUCUAAAAUAUAAUAUCUUAUAAUCUGAGAGUAUGUCAAGAAGGCAUUGCUAUCUAAUGGUUAGAGCAAGAGAAGGGUAGUCAGAAGAUUUAGGUUCUCAAUUCUUCCCUCGAGUCAAGAAGUCACUCAGUAACUUUUUGCAAGUAACUUAACUUGUCUAUGCCUCACUCAAUUCCAUCAUCUUCAAAAUGACUUGAUGACAGGGAUUUUUGCUAAGCACUUUGAAAGCCUUUGAUGAAAGGUGACGCUGUAUAAGGAGCAUGAAAUAUUAUUAAUUUUUAAAAGAAACUUCUAAUAACCACUUAUUCUUUUUAUUGUACAUUAAGUAUGUUGAAUUUUCACCUUAAUUUUAAAAUGUUAUUGAUUAUUUAUAAUUCUGAGUGUUCUUGCUGCUGAGGAUCCCAUUUAAUUCAAAUCUGAUACAUUUCCUAGCUUACGCAAGUCUCCAACUAAUCACUAUUGUAGCAUCUUCCACUGUCUCAAGAACCUUCAAUAUUUGUACUAUAGUCCUGGUUCAGGUCAUGCUUAUCUUUACUGUUCCAGGCUGAGUCACCAGUUAAGUGCCUUAAAAGGCCAAUAUACUGGCCAAACACACCAGGGAAUAUCAGAGUGAUAUGAAUGGCGUUGUAAUGGUUCAUUUAUGUCAGACUUUUCUUUCAUAGAGAGCCCUCUCCCUACCUGAAAGUCUAUGGCUCUUUUACUAGCACUGUCAGUAGAGAUUGAAACCUUUAAUACCAGUUUCCAAGCCAUUGUGUGCCAACUUAGGAACAUGCAGUGCUUUUAAGGAAUUUACUGCAGAUAGAUUCUGCUCACAACUGGGAUAGUGGGAAGUCUGUUGGAGCAAGCCCCUUACACUCUGCUUUGUUCCAAGUAUACCUUAUUGCUGAGUGCAUUAACAUAAAAGACUGCAGAAAGGGAGAUGAGGAGAUACACUCAAUUAUUGUUUAGCAUUAAUUUCAUGUGCACACUGUAAAGCAGUUACUAUUUCUUAUGUCUCAUAAAAGAUUGGCUUAUACUUUUUAAAGAUUUUCUCUUUGCCUUCUAGAUUGCAUAGCGUAGGCUGGAGUAGUGCUGGCACUAACCCUUUAUAGACUCCUGGCACACUGUCGGUCUCAGAAGGCCAGAAAAGCAUAACAGGGUCAUACAUCUCUUCCAGUCCAAAUGACUGUGUCAGAGCCAGAACAAAAAACAGAGCGCACACACACACACACGCAAAAAAAAUCUCUGCUAGUGAAAAUAAAGUUAAUGAAAACUUAUUUCUGUCAUCGAGUAGGAAGGGGGGCGGGCAUCAUGAAAUACGGGAUUUUCAGUCCAUAAUUGCCCUAAACUAAACCUACUGUAAAUGUAUCCAGCAAAAUAUAUUUUAAUUAGAUCCAGUCACAGCUGAAAAUUGAUAUUUAAAACACAUCAGACAGUUUGCGUGGUGACAUGUUGGAAAAUCAGAAUAUCUGAUUUUCACAACUUCCAGAGCUUAUGGUGUAUACAGAUAAUAGUUAAAGGAAAUAUAGGUCAGUCAAUUUAAAUUAAAAAAAAAACAAAACCUUUCUUUUGCCACACAGUAAAUUGUUGUCCUAAAAUAUAUUAUAUUGCAAGGAUAUAUUUUUAUAAAAGGACCCACUACAGUUUUAAUUCCUAGAUCAAUAGAUGUAUGUCAACCCCCUUUUACUGAAUCUGGAACAACUUCAAUGGUAAAUGCCUAUUUGUAAGUAGGGUAGGCUGAAAUCUGGCAAUUGAGAGCCUCCAUUCAGGGGCAAAAAUAUUAUUUUUGUAAAUAUAAAAAUCACUUUGCUUUUCCUAAGGAAUGAGAAGAAAGCUGGAUAUUCAUUGCUUCUGGCUCUCUUGGCUUAUAUGUAUUAUUUCUUACUUGUGAUUACUAAAUGUAGCUUAGUUAGUUUUAAUAAUUGUUUUUACAUUCUCUGACCUACUAUGUUUAAGCAGUCUAAACUCCAAAACAUGCUUUUCACAAUGCUCUGCAAAUAUGUAGUAGAAUGAAAAUUACUAUUGGGUCAAUAAUACUGGCUUUCAAACUCCUUAAAUAUGUUGACUGUUUACAAAUUGGGCCAUGUGAUAUCUUCUUUGAGGCAAUUUAUUUCCUUUUGUAGUUUACCAAGAGGGCUGGGAGAGAGAAAUUAAACCACAAAAAAAAUUAAAAGAACUUUCUAAUGGGUUGGUGUAAGCUUUCCAAACCCAGGAAAUUCUUUCCUAAACUUACCCUCUUGGCACUGCAACCCAGAUAAUGUAUAACAUCAGUUUGAAUUCUGCCUUUGAUAAGAGGAUCAGAUUGCCUGCAAUACCUCAGUGUUAUGUAAUGAUUAUUUUCCUUCCUAAUUAGAGUUCAAGUCCCUUUCCUGACAUUAUCUGAAAAUGUCCUUUUGUGGUUUAAUAAAUUAUAUUUUUUCAUCUUGGCAAAAACAGUAUUCCUCCUGACCAGCUUCUGAUUCUAAAAUUGAAAAUUAGGGUGUUCAUUAGAAACAUUUUAUGCAUUCAGUGUCCUAACAUUACUAGUUUCAUUAUAGAUCUCUGUAUAUUUAAUUUUAUUAAUGGCUUAAUCCAGUAAGAGCUUUCAGUAUGCUAGAAAUGUGGGAUAUGGCCCAAAGAUUGAAUUUCUUCUUAUGCACAGCAUCUCUGAAAGUCAGGCCACUUGCUAGGUGCCUAACUUCAAGCACUCAGUAUGGAAGUUUUGGCUCUGAAGACUAUGGUCCAAAUUCUACUUAGUGCAUCUUAACAUAGCUAUAAAUGGAAGUGCAACAACCCCCUAUGUUCAUUAUCCCUAAAGGCACUAAGCAUUUUCAGCUGAAUUACUUCAGUUUUACCUUGUCCCUCAGUUCUCUGGAGGGCUGUGUCUACACUGGCAUGAAUUUCCGGAAAUGCUUAAAAC
Pelodiscus sinensis (Chinese soft-shelled turtle) is the source of this 7092-nucleotide messenger RNA. Lineage: Eukaryota; Metazoa; Chordata; Testudines; Trionychidae. The record is from RefSeq and is a predicted model, not a curated record.